CUGUGCGCUCUGAUUGGCUGAGGCUGCAGUGAUGCUGCCUGCAUCCUGCUCCCACGGCCAGGAGCCAGGACACGAGGGGAGGGGGAGCAGCAGCAGCAGCAGCAGAGGCAGUAAGUGUGGCCGGGAUAUCAUCAUAACACUAGGGCGCAAAAUUAUCCCCUCCACCGUGUUCCUCGUCAGGAAAGAGCCGCUCACCCCCUCAUCAUGUCUGCAGGAACAGAAGGAGCCGCUGUGGCCAGCUCGUGACUGCAUCUUCAAAUCACAAACAAACAAACAAACAAACAAACAGCACCUGAAAACGCAGAGGCAAAGAAGGGACUCGUCACACCCCGUGAACGUCUCACUUUUCCAGCCCGUGGGGGAAUGAACAGACUAGGCGCCAACAUGCCCGUCAACGACCCUGAGAGCAUUCUGAGCUACCAGAGGCCAGAUGAAGAGGUGGUGGUUGACCAGGGAGGCACAAGCUCUGUGUUGAACAUCCACUAUGAGGAGGAGGAACUAGAAGGCCACAGGGCUCUGUUCGUGGGGGUGCGGAUGCCCCGGCAGAGCCAUCGUCACCACAAGCCCCAUGGUUCCCGCCACCGCAGGAGAGACAGAAGAGCAGGAAGUAGCUCAGCACAACAAAAGGAGGGAUCUGAGACAACACCUUCCAGUCAUGACACGCCGUCCCAGAGGGUCCAGUUCAUUCUGGGCGGAGAGGGAGACGCUGAACAUGUCGCUCACGAGCUUUUCACUGAGCUGGAUGAGAUCUGUGUGAAGGAUGGCAAAGAUGCUGAGUGGAAGGAAACAGCCAGGUGGCUUAAGUUUGAAGAGGACGUGGAGGACGGCGGCGAGAGGUGGAGCAAACCGUACGUUGCUACUCUGUCACUCCACAGCCUGUUUGAGCUCCGCAGUUGCAUCAUCAACGGCAGUGUGUUGCUUGACAUGCGUGCGGACUCUAUUGAGGAGAUUGCAGACAUGGUGCUGGACCACCAGGAGGCGUCUCAUGAGCUGGACGACAGCGUGAGGGUAAAGGUGCGUGAGGCUCUGCUGAAGAGACACCACCACCAGAAUGAGAAGAAGAAGAACCUGAUUCCUAUUGUACGCUCGUUCACGGAGGGAACCCGCAAACAGUCGGAGCUGCAUCUGUCAGCCUCAGCUCCGCAGCCUCCUCCAGCCCCAGAACCAGCUAAGAACGGUGCUGGACAGGACAGCAGUCAGGUGGACCUCAGCAAGGUGGACAUGCACUUCAUGAAGAAGAUCCCAGAGGGCGCAGAGGCCUCUAAUGUGUUGGUGGGAGAGCUGGACUUCCUCGAGAGAUCCAUUGUGGCCUUUGUGCGCCUCUCUCCUGCUGUGCUGCUCACUGGCCUCACUGAGGUGCCCAUACCUACCAGGUUUCUCUUCAUUCUGCUGGGUCCAGAUGGAAAGGCUCAACAAUACCAUGAAAUUGGACGUUCAAUGGCGACCAUCAUGACAGAUGAGAUCUUCCAUGAUGUUGCUUACAAGGCUAAGGACAAAGGUGACCUUCUAGCAGGCAUAGAUGAAUUCCUUGACCAGGUGACUGUCCUGCCACCAGGGGAGUGGGAUCCCUCCAUCCGUAUUGAGCCGCCGAAGAAUGUCCCCUCUCAGGAGAAGAGAAAGAUGCCAGGAGUUCCUAAUGGCACAGCGUGCCAGGUAGAGGAAGAACUACAUGCUGAGCACCAUGGGCCGGAGUUGCAGAGAACUGGAAGGUACAGGCUGUGUGCUAAUGAAUGA
Molecule: messenger RNA, 1734 nt
Organism: Solea senegalensis (Senegalese sole)
Lineage: Eukaryota; Metazoa; Chordata; Actinopteri; Pleuronectiformes; Soleidae
Product: electroneutral sodium bicarbonate exchanger 1-like
Exons: 11
Coding region: 364-1734 (456 amino acids)
Biological process (GO): monoatomic anion transport; regulation of intracellular pH; bicarbonate transport
Cellular component (GO): plasma membrane
Molecular function (GO): solute:inorganic anion antiporter activity; sodium:bicarbonate symporter activity; monoatomic anion transmembrane transporter activity
Source: RefSeq, a predicted model, not a curated record